Molecule: messenger RNA, 285 nt
Organism: Geodia barretti
Lineage: Eukaryota; Metazoa; Porifera; Demospongiae; Tetractinellida; Geodiidae
Source: the annotation of a GenBank genome assembly
CUGGUAAUUGUAUGAUUGAUCACCUCCGCAUUUUGUAAUUAAUAGCCCUAAUUGGACAAAUGCAGCUCUACAUUAUAAGCAAGCCACAAUACUUACUACAAAAUGACUGCAUUUGGUUCUUGUCCAAGGAAUUUCUUUCAAAUAAACAGGAAUGUACCAAUACUCCUUUACCAACACAAAGAUUUGAGUUGAGUUGAAGGUUGAAGUUGAGGAAAUCACUUGGUAUCGCUAUUUUGUUAUCUCGUUGCGCGUAGUCGCAGAAAACGUGGUAACAGACUGACGGAC